GGCCUAGUCAUGUGCAGUUCAGUACAUGUAAACAAUGAAAAUUGAAUGCUGAAGGCCUCGACCUCUGAAUAAGACACAAGACACGCUACUCACCACUGCAGCGCUCAAUAUGAAGGGCAUACUCAUCUUUGACGACAAGUCAGAUUUGGCUUUCUUCUGUCUGGACAAAGAGAUGAAGAGAUAUGUUAUUGACAGGAUCAGAACACUAGACAUUGAGGCUGGCUCCAAUGCUGACGAUAUCCCAACGAGGGAUCUCAGGGAUUGCCUGAGUGCGUUCUGUCUGCCUUUCUUCACUUCAUUUGAUGUGCUCCAAUCGCUGAGGAAGCCCAUCUUCAGCAUUUCAGUAGGGGACGGAUUCCUGUUAGUCUUUAGAAAGUUUGACGAGCACGUGUACAUAGCCCUGAGCAAGGAGGGGGACUCGGAGGAAGUACUGACAAAGAAGUUGCUCGUCUUCAACAGAAUAGUCACUCUUCUCUACGGACCAGUGCACAAUAAAUUAAGCUCACCAGAUGUCAACAUGCGUAAGAGUGUGUGGGCGCGGCUCUCCUCUGUGUACAGGACAUACGAAGCCCUCUACCUCACAGACCAGAUCUUCCUGAUAGAGGCGCUGGAGCAUGUCCAGUUUGGUCAGCUGGUGACUGCCUCUAGUGUUGUACAGCGACUGGCAAGGGAAAUCAUGGACUCCAAUUGCAAUGGUGGUCUGUCUGGUAUAAGGCAUGUGAUGCUACUGGUCAACACAAAACUUCUAACUACGUAUGGACGGUCACCCAGAUUAGAAACAUCGGACAUCUUGAUGCUCACCCUUCUGGUGUACCAUCACUUCCAUAACCAUGACGACGAAGAGGAGGAGGAGGAGACGGAAGAAGAGAGUUCAGUGGACAGGGAGACACCAGAGGAGGAUGAGACUAGCACACCACCUGAGGAGAAUGAGACUAACACACCACCUGUUGCCGAGGGAGGAGAGGAGGUCACUGUGAGUUUUCAGACGCCUUGCUCCACUCCUGGUCUCACAGCACGCUCCAGUGACCCUGAUUAUGAGAGUAUUGAUGAGAUGGAGGGAGCAGAACCAGCAGCUGUGGACAGUGUGGGCGGGCCUCUGGAGGCACCACCGUUGCCAAGACGACAACCACAAAUGGCAGAAUCACUCAAAAGGUCCAAAGUGGUCGGGAGGUCCCUCAAUAGCCCGGGGCCAAAAGGUGUGUCUCGGAUAAAGAAUGCUCUCUCCUCGCUACUCAAGAGAGGUGGUCAAGCUGACUACACCCUCCCCACUGGCACUCAACCAGAGAAUGCGUUCUUUGAGAUGACAGUGUUCCUCCAGCCACAGAAGGAUCAGCUGAUUCCACACACCCUAUACUGCUAUCAGGUGUAUCAGAACAUAGUACUGCUGAUGAUAGGGGAUCAGGGGGCAGGGCCUUGCGCUGGUAAUAUCUGUCAAAUCUUGGUCCUCCUUGGCCACGUGUUUGGUAGUAACAGAGCCAUGGCUGCUACCACGACCCUCACGACAGCUGAUCUACUCGAGGACUCUGUCAAGAGAUUGAAGGAGCAGAUAUCGAAAGAAGCGUCCAGCAUCACAGACAGAGAAGUGUUGGAUAAGUUGACCAAGACAACUCGACAAGUCCUGAAUGCAUGGGCCAACCUCAAGAAGCAUAAUUUUCGAGGAUACAUGGAAAAGAAACCCAGUGACAGGAACAAGGGACCAGACGCACAGAGAAACUUCACACGGAUGGAUGCGUGUGCCACUGACCUCAGAGAGAAGCUGAUGAAAGUGUUUGACAUACUCUACCUAGUGCCCAAGAAGAAGGAGUACAACGAGGUGCUGGUGAUGUCCAAGCUAGUCAGACACUUUGCAAACUUCAACAAGGACUACAGUGACUUCUUGUCCCUCAAGGGGGAGGUCAACAUACCCAUGGUCAGUUUCUCGAUGCAAUUCCCUGGCAUGGUGCACUUUAUCUAUGUGGAUCGUUCCUUUGAUGACUCGACCACACCCUCCCUCACUAUGGACGGCCACGCAGGCAACCCGUAUGUGGAGAAGGCUGCUAAGAAAACAGGAGAGAGUGGCAGCGUCUUCCUCAGAAGAAAGAUAUGGGGGAUGGUGCAGCGCGUCCAGCGUUUCCUUGGUCACAGCUACACCAUUCAGACGUGGCUUGAUGAAGACUUCCUGUACGUCUACUUCCUCUGGAUCAACAUCCCCAACAACCCCCUCGGAACUCCCAUUCGGUUCUACUCACUGUCCAAUGUCAAGGCAGGGGACUACAGUAUCCCCGGGGUCAUCGGGACGCCCUUUUAUGCGGAUGUCCAUAAUCUGAAGGAGGGCUACAUGUACGAAUUGUACGCCAUGUUUGAGAACAAAGUGUCCAUCAAGGAAGCGUCAGAUCAUUGUAGAGGGUUGGCAGAUCAGCUGUGGCCUAACUCUAGAGAAUCAGUAGCCCCUUUUAGCCUCAUUAACUGAAUAAUGCUUUUUUUAAAUUAUGAUUGCAAUAAUAUAUACAAUGUACAGGUUUUUAAUGGGAACAAAUAUUCAUGAAUAGUAGCUAUAGAUUAAUGUGGUUCUGUAAUGUUGUUUUAAAAAUAGAUACGGUAGUUGGUAUGCCACUUUAUAACAGUAUUAGCCUGAAUAAUGCAAAACAGGUUUUUUAGUUUCAGUGCAUCUGCAUGGUCAUGUAGUGAUAUUCAUCCACACUAUUAUUGCACUUACAUGGCACAUGAUAUCAAGUUUUGAAUACAUAUGUAGGAAAAUAUCUUAAAAUAGAUGUGAAUAAUAUAAUAAUGCUAACAUGACAUGAAUCAAAUAUAAAAUUCACACGUAAUACAGUUUAAAAUAGACUUACACGGCCACCCAGAAUAAGAUAAGAUCCCCAGGUUAUUAACCCAAACUAACCCAAUAGUAUAUAUAUAAGCUAUAUAGCUUCUCCAGUAGUUCUAAAAAUGUAUAGAAGUAUACUCAAGAAUGCUCCUUUUACAUUACAAGCAUCUGCUCUGCCUGUAUAUCAUCACCAUCACAACUGGUGGUAAGUACAUGAAUCACAGCAGCCCAGAAACCACUGAUCAAUAAAGUCACCAAUACCUCAUACAGCUGCCGUGCUAACGAAACGUCAAUUGUCAACUGGACAGUAAAUGACACACCAUUGAACCUGACCAACUCCCCUAUUUCAGUGGUGUCGUAUCAAUCAAGUGAUUCAAACACACACCAUUUUGAGUCAGUGUUGACCAUACCAGACAACUACACCGAUGACAACAUCACUCUACAAUGCUGCAACACCAACUCAGACUGCUCAUCACCAGUGAUACACACACCCAUCAUCAACUGUGCCAACUCGACAGAGCCACCUCCAAUGAACAAUACUACUGAAGCUAACCUCCCAGCACAGCCAGUAGUUCUUGUCAUUGCAAUUGGAGGAACAAUAACUGCUCUAGUAAUAAUAGCUAUUAUAAUAUUAUUAGUAAUAGCGUUACAAACACGGAAACAAGGACAGUCCCAGAUAACAGAAAAUGACACAAAUUCUCAAUGUUAGACUAGUUGUUUGUCAGUCAAUUUUUACCCCAACUAUAUAUAAUUAUAUCAAGUGUUUUACAUGUGCAGACAGAUCACGAUUAUUCGUUUGUAAAACAGUCAUAACACAAUUACAUCUCAUGA
Molecule: messenger RNA, 3634 nt
Organism: Halichondria panicea
Lineage: Eukaryota; Metazoa; Porifera; Demospongiae; Suberitida; Halichondriidae
Product: BLOC-3 complex member HPS1-like
Exons: 24
Coding region: 110-2449 (779 amino acids)
Biological process (GO): vesicle-mediated transport
Cellular component (GO): BLOC-3 complex
Molecular function (GO): guanyl-nucleotide exchange factor activity
Source: RefSeq, a predicted model, not a curated record